Messenger RNA from Sander lucioperca (pikeperch), 1734 nucleotides. It is a transcript of the gene ctsz, whose product is annotated as cathepsin Z. NCBI's taxonomy places the organism in Eukaryota, Metazoa, Chordata, Actinopteri, Perciformes, Percidae. The transcript is spliced from 6 exons. Bases 103 to 1011 code for a protein of 302 amino acids. Gene Ontology annotation, molecular function: cysteine-type endopeptidase activity. The record is from RefSeq and is a predicted model, not a curated record. Gene Ontology annotation, cellular component: lysosome.
UCAGCACCGGUUUAUCAACACUGUUUACCACAGACAAAGGUCAGUUUUUCGGCUGUCCCUGCUAGCGCCACCAGCCUCCUGAGCCUGCUCGGUGUGUUAAAGAUGGCUGGGAUAGUUUCAGUUGUCCUGUUUUCAGUCCUGCUGUCCGGUGUGAGCGCCGGAGUGUUUUUCAACCAGAAGCAGCCGUGCUAUGUGCGCACACCGAGGAGAAACGACUUUGGACUGCAGACUGCUCCUCGUCCUCAUGAGUAUUUAAACAUUUCUGAACUGCCCAAAUCAUGGGACUGGAGGAACAUUAAUGGCACCAACUUUGUGAGCACGACCCGCAACCAGCACAUUCCCCAGUACUGUGGCUCCUGCUGGGCCCAUGGCAGCACCAGCGCCAUGGCAGAUCGUAUCAACAUUAAGCGGAAUGGAGCAUGGCCAUCUGCCUAUCUCUCUGUCCAGAAUGUGAUCGACUGUGGCAAUGCCGGAAGUUGCCAUGGAGGAGAUCACUCUGGCGUUUGGGAAUACGCUAACAAACACGGGAUCCCAGAUGAGACGUGCAACAACUACCAGGCUAAAGACCAGAAGUGCAAACCCUUCAAUGAAUGUGGCACCUGCACCACCUUUGGAGUGUGCAAUAUUGUGAAGAACUACACCCUGUGGAAAGUGGGCGAUUAUGGAGCUGUCAGCGGGAGGGAGAAGAUGAUGGCAGAGAUCUAUGCUAAAGGGCCGAUCAGCUGUGGGAUUAUGGCCACAGACACGCUGGAUGCCUACACCGGAGGUCUCUACUCUGAAUAUCAGGAGGAGGCUUUCAUCAACCACAUCGUGUCAGUGGCAGGAUGGGGAGUGGAGGACGGUGUUGAAUACUGGAUUGUACGCAACUCCUGGGGAGAGCCAUGGGGUGAGAAGGGCUGGCUCAGGAUCGUGACCAGUGCUUACAAGGGGGGAAGUGGAAGCAAAUACAACCUGGCGUUGGAGGAGGACUGCAUGUACGGAGACCCAGUUGUCCCCAAAGCCUACCUGUAGAGGAGACCAGCACCCACAGUGUCGUCACUGUACACCCACUUAUGUAUUCCUGUCUCGGGCAAAGGGAGACUUUUUAUUUGUAAAAUAUUGAAAAGGGAAUAAGUUCAGAUUUUUCUUAGAGAUCUAUUUUUUACACUUUUAAAUCAGGGUGUCCAACUCUCAGUCCCAAGGUCUUCCAGCUGGAUAUCAGACCUGCUUGAAUCAAUGCGGAGUAUCUGAUUUUUACCACAGUGAAAAGGCUGUUUAACGGUCUGAAACAUAUAAAUUGAGUGGGAGGAGUGAAACACAUCAGUACAACUAAUUUCUGCAAAUUUCAAGCAUUGCAUGCUGAAUAGCCAUUAUAAACACACUGAAAAGAUGCAACAAAUUCUUCAGUUUACAUUAUCAAGAGGACAUUGACAGCUUUCAUAGUUUUAGGUUUUUCCAUGCAUACUGACUCAGCCAAAGAACACAGUGCUUAUAAUUUGUCCUGAAAUGCUGUGACACUGAAUGUUUUUAGUGUGUGGUGUUAAUGGAUUGACAACAUUACACUACACCCUGAUAGAAAAACUGAAACUAAAAUCUACUUUAAAGUGUGCCUUACAUGCACUGGCAGUCAACAGAUUUAUGUAAUUGUAUUUUUUUUUUUAUUAUUAUGCUUGGCAAUGUACACAUCAGAAAUUCUGGAAAAAUUGCAAUUUUGUUGUUUUAAACUGUGUCAAUAAACACACCACCUAAAAGUGA